Molecule: messenger RNA, 1113 nt
Organism: Kwoniella shivajii
Lineage: Eukaryota; Fungi; Basidiomycota; Tremellomycetes; Tremellales; Cryptococcaceae
Exons: 4
Coding region: 1-1113 (370 amino acids)
Biological process (GO): 3'-UTR-mediated mRNA stabilization
Cellular component (GO): nucleus; cytoplasm
Molecular function (GO): mRNA 3'-UTR AU-rich region binding
Source: RefSeq, a predicted model, not a curated record
AUGUCUGACAUCGCUCCUGACCAAGUCUCCCCCAAGACCGCCCAAGAGGCUACCGCCCCCGCCGCUGCUUCCCCUACCACUGGUGGUGAGAAUGGUGGUGACCACCCUUUAUCCCUCCGUUCUCUGGUCUCUACAAAAGAAGCAGGUAUCAUCAUUGGUAAAGCCGGAUCUACCAUCGCAUCCAUCCGAAACUUGACUGGAGUCAAAGCCGGUGUUUCCAAGGUCGUUCCUGGUGUUCAAGAUCGAGUUUUCUCAGUCUCAGGUGACCUCGAAUCUGUUUCUUCCGCUUAUGCCGAAAUUGCUCGACUUUUACUCGAAACUCCUCUUUCUGACUCUUCCCUUCCACCUCCUCCUGUUGGAUCUUUCACUUCCAUCCGACUCUUGAUCUCCCACAACCUUAUGGGAACAGUUAUCGGUCGAUCAGGUCUCAAGAUCAAACAAAUCCAAGACCUCUCAGGUGCAAGAAUGGUAGCUUCCAAAGAGAUGCUUCCUCAAUCUACCGAACGAGUCGUAGAAGUUCAAGGUUCAGUCGACGCCAUCAAAACUGCCGUAGCUGAGAUCGCCAAAUGUCUUCAAGAAGACUUUGACAGAGGAGCAGGUACUGUCCUCUACCACCCUGGGGCUGCUGGAGAUGCUGGUGUCCUCGCUGGUGGUCUUGGUGCUCAAGCAGUCACUGGACCAACUGGUGGUAUUAGGAGAACUUCAGUUGCCGCUGGAUUCGGCAACCCCUUCCCCUCCGGUGAACGAAGAGGUUCUCAAGUACCUAGAGCUUCUAUCUCAGGUGUCGCAGGUGGAGAGAGAAGACAAUCUGAAGCUCAACCUCAAAUUAACCUUAACGACCCCAACCUUAGAACCCAAAACAUCUCCAUUCCCAGCGAUAUGGUUGGUUGUAUCAUCGGCCGAGGCGGUUCUAAAAUCACCGAAAUCCGACGACUUUCUGGUUCUCGAAUCUCCAUCGCUAAAGUACCCCACGAUGAGACUGGCGAACGAAUGUUCACCAUUCAAGGUACUCCUGAAUCCACCGAGAGAGCUUUGAUGCUUUUGUACUCUCAGCUCGAAUCUGAAAAGGAGAGACGAGUCAAUCAGAACAACGAUAACGUUGAGGCUGCCUAA